GCAGGUCAGUCAAUGCAUCCAUCUGCUAAUGGAGGUCUUCAUGCUUCAAAAAAGGUCCAGAAAAAUCGAAAUAAUUAUGCGUCAGUAGAAUGUGGUGCCAAAAUUUUAGCAGCUAAUCCAGAAGCCAAGAGUACAUCUGCAAUUCUUAUCGAAAACAUGGAUCUAUAUAUGUUGAAUCCUUGCAGCACUAAAAUUUGGUUUGUUAUUGAACUUUGUGAACCAAUUCAAGUAAAGCAACUUGAUAUUGCAAAUUAUGAACUAUUUUCUUCUACUCCUAAAGACUUUCUGGUUUCAAUCAGUGACAGAUAUCCCACAAAUAAGUGGAUUAAGCUGGGUACUUUCCAUGGUAGAGAUGAGAGGAAUGUUCAGAGUUUCCCUUUAGAUGAACAGAUGUAUGCAAAAUAUGUGAAGAUGUUCAUCAAGUACAUAAAGGUGGAGUUGGUUUCACAUUUUGGAUCAGAACAUUUUUGUCCGCUCAGCCUUAUAAGGGUAUUUGGUACAAGCAUGGUGGAAGAAUAUGAAGAGAUUGCAGAUUCCCAGUAUCACUCAGAACGCCAGGAACUAUUUGAUGAGGAUUAUGAUUAUCCACUGGAUUAUAGUACUGGAGAGGAUAAAUCUUCAAAAAAUCUUCUUGGAUCUGCUACAAAUGCCAUUCUAAAUAUGGUGAAUAUUGCUGCUAAUAUUCUGGGAGCAAAAACUGAAGACCUGGCAGAAGGAAAUAAAAGUAUAUCUGAGAACACAACUGCUGCAUCUCUACUGGAAGUACCAGGCUCAACUCCUGUUUCCAGUUCUGUUCCAGGGCCUGAGUAUAUACCCCCUGAAGAACAUGGACAUGGUACGGAGUCAUUAAUAACAGAUACUCCAAAGGAGAGGCCCAUUGUGCAGCUGGUUCAAGAUGAAGAUGAGGAGGCAAAUCCAUCCAUAGUGACUCUUCUUGGCUCUGGUGAACAGGAGGAUGAGUCUUCACCAUGGUUUGAGUCAGAGACACAGCUGUUUUGCAGCGAACUGCCUUCAGUUUGUUGCAUUUCCAGUUUUUCGGAAUACAUGUAUAAGUGGUGUUCAGUUCAAGUUGCUUUUUAUCGGCAGCGCAGUGGAACUACCCCAAGUAAAGACAGAAAUGUUGCAUCAGCUCAACUUCCAGAGCUGCUGCCCACGGAAUCUGAAGCUGUUUCAGUAUUGCAGCCUCCAUGUGGAGAUUUGGACAGUAAGAGCAGGGAAGAGGAAGAGGAAAGGGUGGUUUCCGGUGAUUUAAGUGUGAGCCAAGGUGAUUUGAGUAAUCACACUGGAGAUGCUAUUGAACUUGAACCAAGUCAUCCUCAGACUUUUUCUCCGUCUCUUCAAUUAGAUGUUACUCCAGUAAUAAGUUCUUCAUCUAAAAUAGAAGUAUCAGAAUCUGUUAAACCAGAGAUGGAACAGCCACUAUCACAGGUGAUUGCCCAAGAAAGAGAUGCUGAGGUCGCUAAUAAGACAGAGAAGUUGGAAAAUUUGAGUUCUAUAGAAAAGCCAACUACGAUCCAUGAAACCAAAAAGGCAAAUGAAGCAGUGGACAUUCUUGUAAAAGAAGCCAUAAGCGCCACACAGACGAUCGCAAAGAUACCAGAAACAGUGGUACCAUCUGUAGUCACAGCCCCAGUGCCAGACAGUGAGGAAGGGGAACCCAAAGCCAACACAGUUGACACAGCUGUGACAAAGCCAGUGAUGGCUCCUGCUUUGGACUCUUUGCCCCCUGAAAUCAGAGAUGAGGAGCAGUCUCUGGAUGACACCCUCUUACGGGGCUUCCAGAGGACAGCUACAGAUUUCUAUGCCGAGCUGCAGAAUUCUACUGACUUGGGAUAUGCUAAUGGAAAUCUUGUACACGGAUCGAACCAAAAGGAGUCGGUAUUUAUGCGACUCAAUAAUCGUAUCAAAGCCUUAGAAGUUAACAUGUCUCUCAGUGGUCGCUAUUUAGAGGAGCUUAGCCAGCGGUACAGAAAACAAAUGGAAGAAAUGCAGAAGGCUUUCAAUAAAACAAUAAUAAAGCUUCAGAAUACUUCAAGAAUAGCAGAGGAACAGGAUCAGCGACAAACCGAAGCCAUUCAGGUGCUCCAGGCACAACUCAUCACCAUGACCCAGCUGGUUUCAAAUUUGUCGACAACUGUAGCAGAACUGAAACGAGAGGUUUCAGAUCGACAGAGCUAUCUUGUCAUAUCGUUGGUUCUCUGUGUUGUCUUGGGACUAGUACUUUGUAUGCAGCGUUGUCGAAAUACCUCUCAAUUUGAUGGAGAUUAUAUUUCAAAGCUUCCCAAAAGUAAUCAGUAUCCAAGCCCUAAAAGGUGUUUUUCUUCCUAUGAUGAUAUGAAUUUGAAAAGGAGAACUUCAUUCCCACUCAUCAGAUCCAAGUCUCUACAAUUCACUGCUAAAGAAGUAGAUCCACAUGAUUUGUACAUCGUAGAACCCCUCAAGUUUUCUCCAGAAAAAAAGAAGAAACGCUGCAAGUACAAAACUGAAAAGAUCGAGACCAUAAAGCCAGUAGAGCCACUGCACCCCAUCGCCAAUGGAGAUCUAAAAGGAAGGAAACCCUUCACAAACCAGAGAGACUUUUCUAAUAUGGGGGAAGUGUAUCACUCUUCAUAUAAAGGCCCACCUUCAGAGGGAAGCUCAGAAACUUCGUCACAGUCAGAGGAAUCUUAUUUUUGUGGCAUUUCAGCUUGCACAAGUUUGUGCAACGGACAGUCCCAAAAGACAAAAACUGAGAAGAGGGCUUUAAAACGAAGGCGGUCUAAAGUCCAAGACCAGGGAAAAUUGAUAAAAACUCUUAUACAGACUAAGUCAGGGUCAUUGCCAAGCCUGCACGACAUAAUCAAAGGAAAUAAGGAGAUCACUGUGGGUACAUUUGGGGUCACUGCCGUUUCAGGACACAUCUGAAAUGAAUCACACUUUCAGGCUGGAGACUCAUCCUUUGAAGAACAAUCUGCUAUUCCAAGAGGAUGGGGGAGGGGGAAAUAUUAAUGAGAAAAGUAUUCUGAAAUUAUGGCUCCUGCCUUUUUAAAAAAUGUAGAUGGGAUUGUGUCAAUCUUGGUUAAUGAACUUCAGUUUCACAAGGCUGAUCACUUCCUACAAGGACUAUGGUAAAUAUUUUAUAAAGAUGUUUUGUCAGAUUACUGGGACCAAAGCCAUUUGGAAGCCCAGUCCCUUAGGUGGGAUAGGAAUGAAAGACUAAACUUCUUCCUUUAGCUUUGUUCCUAUUUCUUGCACCUUCCCAUAUUUAUGUGCCUUUCGUCUAUUUAUAAUGCCACUGGAAGGAGGAAACCCUUUUUUUGUUGUUUGAUUUCUUUUGUAACUGUUAGCUGCAGACACUUACAAGGCUUUGGGGUGAUGUAUGCCUGAGUUCAAUGAUGUGGUCAGACAGUGUGAAACCUCAGAGGUUUGUUUGGCAAGGCCUUUCAAGCAAACUCACUGGAAACAAACAACUGCUGGCAUUUUAAAGCUUGUUCUUGGAGGGAAAUGAUGAUACCUGAUGCCUUUAGCUUAUUCAUACUCGUUUUCUUUAGACACUAAUUCAAUGAGGGAAAUACCCUAAAGGAUCUUUUUUUUUGCAGAAGACUGGUAUUUGGAAAUAUUUAUAUAUUUUUUUAAAAUAAAUUUUCCUAUUAAACACAUUGAACCACUGAUGAAAGCUUUCUUCAGUUAACAUUACAUUUUACACAUUUGCAAUAAGGACAUUAAUAUUCCAACUUUCGGAUUAUUGUUUUCUGUUUUGAAAAUGGAAAAUUGAAGAUUGUCCAAUGAAUAUAGGUGUCACGUCUUGAAAUCAAGCACUGCCCUGCACGUAAUCACAGGAGCAGCCAGCCAGUGAGUUUGCCAAGCCUGCCUGAUGGGAAGUCUGAAAGUCUAUGAGAUUUGUACUCUCUGUUUGCUUAGCAUUGACUAGAGACGUGCAGAGUUUUACACAUGUGAUGCCAUGGUGUCUGUCUUUGUUGUCUUUAUUUUCUUUAAUGAUUGGCAGUGACUAAAUAAAAAUGAUUUCAUAGUGUGCAUUUUGUACAGCAACAGAUGAAACUAGAUGGUAUCUUUUUGAAAGGGGAGAAUUGACCAUUUUGUGGUAUAAGAUUUAAGUUAUAACUUAUUGAGCACUUUUAGUAAUACCAUUUUCAAACUUGUCUUAAUACCUUUCUUGGGGUAUUGUUUAUAAUGUGACUUAUUUAAAGCCUUUUGUUUAAGUUGCUGCUUUAGAUCGACAGUAUGUUGUAGAUGAUUUAAAAAAUUUCCCCAGUUUGUACAAUUAGCCAUUCAGAGCAGGAAGGCCUGGUUGUGGAGAAGCCCACGGAGAAGAGGUCCAGAGACGGUAGAGGGGCUGCGGGGGGGUUCCCGCCUGCGCAGCACGUGGUGCUGCUAGAUGGUGACUUUCACUCUGUCAUUACAGAGCUGUAGUGCCACUAGAAACUGUGAAUUUCCAAAUAAAUCUCAACACUUGUCUUUAUUAA
This is a messenger RNA of Suncus etruscus (white-toothed pygmy shrew), 4463 nucleotides long. RefSeq names its product SUN domain containing ossification factor (gene SUCO). Gene Ontology annotation, cellular component: cytoplasm; membrane. Gene Ontology annotation, biological process: protein folding in endoplasmic reticulum; regulation of bone remodeling. The transcript has 17 exons. The record is from RefSeq and is a predicted model, not a curated record. Lineage: Eukaryota; Metazoa; Chordata; Mammalia; Eulipotyphla; Soricidae. The coding region runs from base 13 to 2904 and encodes 963 amino acids.